This is a messenger RNA of Suillus paluster, 1846 nucleotides long. RefSeq names its product TATA box binding protein associated factor-domain-containing protein. The transcript is spliced from 5 exons. Gene Ontology annotation, molecular function: transcription coactivator activity; RNA polymerase II general transcription initiation factor activity; protein heterodimerization activity. Gene Ontology annotation, biological process: transcription initiation at RNA polymerase II promoter; RNA polymerase II preinitiation complex assembly. Lineage: Eukaryota; Fungi; Basidiomycota; Agaricomycetes; Boletales; Suillaceae. Bases 1 to 1407 code for a protein of 468 amino acids. The record is from RefSeq and is a predicted model, not a curated record. Gene Ontology annotation, cellular component: transcription factor TFIID complex; SLIK (SAGA-like) complex; SAGA complex.
AUGAGCAAACCCAAAGCGAAAGCUGCUCAGACGCAUCAAACUGGGAUAUACAAGUCAGACUCGGUCAGAGACGUCGCCGAGUCGCUGGGCAUCGCCAACCUAUCAGAGACAGUAGCUUCCUCCCUCGCUAGUGAUGUCGAAUAUCGCAUUCAUCAAGGUCAUAGAGCUUCGCGGUUUAUGCGCCAUGCCCGACGAACCACGAUAACGACUUCAGACAUUGACCAAGCCCUUCGAGUUCUGAACAUCGAACCCCUUUAUGGUCACAAUCCACAUAAUCCCCCAGCAUUCAGACGCGCUUUGCCGUUUCCGAAUGCGGCUAAUGUUGGCCCUGUCUACUUUGUGGAUGACGAAGAGAUCGAUUUCGACCGCGUACUUCGAGAGGAGAAAAUCACCCUGCCAAAAGGUGUUAGCUGGACCGCUCACUGGCUUGCAGUCGAAGGCGUUCAGCCUCUUAUUCCAGAAAACCCGCCGGCAAUACCGAAGGAUGUCGAUCAAGAAAUUACCAAGUCGCCACCCCAAGCAAACGGCGCAUUCCCAAUGACCCCGCCGUCAGAAAGUCGCGUCAAGAAGCAGCAACAGCAGCAGCAACAGCUCGUAAAACAAGUGUUGUCACGGGAGCUACAACUGUAUUACACGCGUCUCACGGCGUCAUUAUUACCGCCUACUGCUGAUUCUGCCAAACGGACAGCAGCCCUUGCAAGCUUGCGCAAUGAUGCAGGACUACAGGCGCUCUUACCUUACCUUAUUCGCUGGGUUGGAGAGGGUGUUGUGACUGCGCUAAAAGAGGGCGCUCAGACUGAAGCGGAUGGUCGGUCGUUGGAAGUUUUAUUGGACGUCGUUAGCGCCAUUCUCGAGAACAAUACGCUGUUCAUUGAGCCUUAUCUCCACCAAUUAUUACCAGCUAUCCUUUCAACUCUUCUCCAUUCCACCCUUCCGCCAUCGCAUGCCACCCACUUGCGCACGUCUGCUGCUCAGACGCUCUCCCGUUUGCUUACGCAACAUUCUACAACGUAUCCAUCCCUCUCACCACGGAUUAUGAAAACACUUCUUGUUGCUCUCAUAUCGUCAGACAAAUCCAAGGGCACGCGGGAAGGUGCCAUCCGCGGUCUGGUGGGAAUUGGAAAGGAGGCGGUAAGGAAAGGGCUCGUGGAGGGUGGCGGUGUCAAAGUUGUGGCAAGUGAAUGCACGCCAGGGGAGACCGGCCCUCUCGUCGAUUCCGUUAUGACCGCUUUGCAUGUUCUGCAUCCUCCGUCGGACAUGCCCGAGUCGUUGUAUACAGAGGACGAGGGUGAUGCUAUGAUUAUGGGGCAGUUACAAGAAGUUUUAGGUAGCUUCUUUGCCGAGAAGCUGUAUGGUGACAAGGGUUGGGCAUUGGGCAUUCUGGGUAGCAUAAAACAGCAAAGUUGACUCUAAUGGUUCUAUGUCUAUUGCCAAUUUAUCCUGCUGUGCGCUAUAAACAAUAUAUGGUCAAUAACUGAUGGGGAGGUGUAGAUCAUCGGCUAUUGCUCUAGCUCAGGGGCUCAUAAAACCAUGGACCGCCCAUUCAUAGACCCCGAGGAAAACAGCUCCUCCAGCAGAUAUCCACAUCGUCCUCGGUACUACACCUGCAAAAAGAACCUUUCCGCCUUCUUGUACGUAGAUUUGCCGAAGCCGUGUGGUAAUACUUGGCACUUGCUGCUUGGAAGGGUCCUGAAUACGUCUUAGGAAUAUCAUCAAUACUCAUAACAGAGACCUACUCUAAGAUCGAGCAUGACGCGUGUCUUAAGAACGUCGAGUGGAGUUGUCAGCGCAGCUGCAGUCCCCCCGGCUAUGCUUCCACAGACAGCAGCCUCGUGUGCAUAUAGGG